Molecule: messenger RNA, 636 nt
Organism: Trichosurus vulpecula (common brushtail)
Lineage: Eukaryota; Metazoa; Chordata; Mammalia; Diprotodontia; Phalangeridae
Product: beta-lactoglobulin
Exons: 7
Coding region: 1-525 (174 amino acids)
Molecular function (GO): small molecule binding
Source: RefSeq, a predicted model, not a curated record
AUGAAAUUCCUUCUGCUUACUGUUGGAUUGGCCCUCAUUUGUGCCAUCCAGGCCAUUGAAAACAUCUACUCCAAGGAAGAGUUAGUGGUUGAAAAGCUUAUAGGGCCAUGGUAUCGCGUAGAAGAAGCAAAGGCCAUGGAAUUCUCAAUUCCCUUGUUUGACAUGAACAUUAAGGAAGUGAACCGGACUCCUGAAGGCAAUCUGGAACUGGUUGUGUUAGAGCAGACUGACAGUUGUGUUGAGAAGAAGUUUCUUCUAAAGAAAACUGAGAAGCCUGCUGAGUUUGAGAUCUACAUUCCUUCAGAGUCUGCUUCAUACACACUCUCUGUGAUGGAAACUGAUUAUGACAACUACAUCCUCGUUUGCUUGGAGAACGUCAACUACCGGGAGAAAAUGGCAUGCGCCCACUAUGAGAGAAGAAUAGAGGACAACAAAGGAAUGGAAGAAUUCAAGAAAAUUGUCAGGACUUUGACCAUACCCUAUACAAUGAUUGAAGUCCAAACAAGAGAAAUGUGCCGUGUUUAGGGAAAGCAGAUGAAGUUAUUCCCCUCCAAAAUCACCUCUCACUAUGGCAGAAUCUAUGGCGGUUUCCAUUCUGAAAUGACUAAUAUACUGAAAAUCAAGGAUACCCUUUGA